This is a messenger RNA of Pocillopora meandrina, 2406 nucleotides long. Lineage: Eukaryota; Metazoa; Cnidaria; Anthozoa; Scleractinia; Pocilloporidae. The record is from the annotation of a GenBank genome assembly.
AUGCAACAAAAUUUAUUUUUCAUAGGAUACAUCGCUUUUGUAAAAGUCGUGGCAUUGAUGGGUAACCAACCGCUCCAUGACUCGGAAGGUCUACUUCCUAAAGGGAAUCUACUACUAAAGAUCGUUCUGAGUGAUGGCAAAGUGCAUCAAGCAGAGCUGAAUGGAAGCAAAUACCAAGGUCACCAAAACGAAGAAGACUUGAACGCCGAAAGUGAUUUUAACCCGCCGCUCAUCUGCACUCGUGAAGAAAUAACAAAGGUUUAUCUGGCGGCUCGAGGAAAUAAUAGAUGGUACGUUGCGUCAAUCGAUACCUACACCGCGGGAUCGCAUAGAGCCUUCACUAAACUGACCAAUGAUCCAGGCUUCAGUAUGUGGGUGGACGGCAAUAAAGAACAUGAUUACCCAUACCACGCCAAAAAGCACCUCCUCACCUAUGCUGUCGCAGGAUCCUGUAUCACGUACAUACGCGUUGAGGCAAGGACGAAGGGAAGCAUGAAAGGAGAUGGCUCCUCAAAAAUGGAUAGAAAGAGCUACUUCCUUAUCCUGGUUUUGACGCAGGGCCAAAAACUUAGGGCAGAACUUGUAGGAUAUGAGCUACGAAGCCAAUCCUCUGUGCUAGAGCUGAACUUCGUCAGCCGAUUUCAAACCAGAAGGUGCGUUUCGAUGUCCGAAAUUAAGGAAGUACGCCUAAAAACUCAUCAUCAAGGAAGUGAAAAUUGGCAUAUAUCAUCCAUUCACACUUCUGCUAAGACUGGUGAGGAGCAGUACAUGGAUUUGACAAGUGAUCCACACCUCAACAAGUGGCUUAGAAAGUACAAUUCGAAAGAAAUCAAUCUAGAAUGGGUACAUCAAGAGACUUUAACCUGUGAAUACGGAAAUCCAUCGUGCAAAUGCAUGGCACACGCAGAAAUUUGUAAAUUUUAUCUUGAAGUUGACGAAGUUCGAACCUUCACGAGCUAUCAAAAGUUGUCGGUCGAUGAACCAACAGGAAUAGCUUUGCGAGGAGCCGAGGGAGUGAGCUAUUAUUUCGAUAAAAAUGGAAUACGUUUGCCACUGCAAUCUAAUAGAACAUGUUCAACAUUGGACCCGGACAAAUGUACUUAUCCCCAGUUUGUAGAUGGUAAAACGUACCGUAUGGCAAUAUCCAUCAAUGGACUAAUUCCUGGACCUACCUUAAUAGUUUAUGAAGGGCAAAAGGUUAUUAUUCAUGUUCACAACAAUCUCACUACUGAAGGUAUUUCAAUUCACUGGCAUGGAAUGCAUCAGAGAGGAACACCUUGGAUGGAUGGUGUGGGGCAACUCACUCAAUGUCAAAUAGGACCAUCAUCAAGCUUUUCAUACGAGUACACUGCUAGUCCUUCUGGAACGUUUUGGUACCACUCUCACAGUGGCGCACAAAGAACAGAUGGCAUCUAUGGAGCACUUGUAGUCCAAGAAAAUGAAACAAGGUUGAACCAAAUCCGAACAGAACUGAACGCUAACUUUCAAGAUCUUCCAGAUCAACACACCUUAACGCUUCUAGACUGGCAAGGGGAGGCAUCUUUGGACCUGUUCACACAGAGCCAAGCAGGCUUGGGCUUUUAUCCAGACCAACCAUAUGGCGAAGUACCUACUCCGUCUGAUCAAAGGUAUGCUAGUACACGUAGUUUUGACAACGGCGGGGCUGGACCUAUCCCCUACUUUUCUGGAAUCAUAAAUGGCAAAGGCAGACAUGUUGAUGUUCCAUACAAUAAAACAAGACUGAGUAUAUUCACUGUUGAGUCCGGAAAGAUAUAUCGCUUUCGACUCGUAGGAGCCCAAGGGCUUUAUUCUUACAGCUUUUCCAUUGAUGGUCAUAAACUGAUUGUGGUCGGCACUGACGGCUAUUGGAUUGAACCCGAAAAAGAGGUUGAUUACAUCAUGAUCCAUCCCGGAGAGAGAUAUGACUUUCUACUCAAUGCAACAGAGACAAGUAAAGACUACUGGAUUCGUGCAGAGACUAUGGAGAUUAAUCAAAAUGGCCAAGGGCCCCCUUACGAGUCACUAGGACAUGUGGCAGAAGCUAUUUUGCACUACAAACAGGAUGGAGAGUCGCCCGAUCCAGAUGCCGAUGUGCCGUCGCAUAGAUAUGAAGAAAUCAAAAACAGUUCUACUCUCAGAGUGUGCACCAAGGAAAAUCCAUGCAAAGCAGUGAACUGCCCAUUUAAGAAGUUCCAUUCUUCAUACAACAUUACCUGUACUAAUGUAGACGAGCUGCGUUUACUUGAGCCAACUCCACCUGGGGAACUUCCAAAUGCAAACCCUAACAGCCAAUGCCGAAAUUGUACUCAUUUCAUCAAUUUUAGUUUUGAAGGUGGAUCUCAAACUAGUUCAGUGAACGGGCGAAUUUUUUAUUCUUCCUUCCUUUCCACCCCUAACCCAAUAUAA